GCGGGGGUCCAGAUGCCCGGGCAGGAAGGAGGGAGGACCUUGGGGUUGGGUAGAUCUAAACAAAGUGUCUGUAAUUCGUGCGCCGAGUGCCAGAGUGCCAAGGAGGGACUACAAACAGUGAUCUAACAAAAAUGAUCUCAUCUCGUAAACAAGUGCCAUAAAAACAUCUUAGAAAACAAUAAUAAACAGGUUCACGUAAACAGAAUAGAGGGUAAAAAAAACGAGCCUUGAACUGUAAAAACAAAAGCGAGUGAUAAUGUAAACAGUGGAACAAAAGACGUGGAUAAGAAACAAAAGUUAUUGUUGAGUGAGCAGUAAACAUUACGUCCAUCGUGAAUAUGAACACCAAGACCAGCGCCCCUUACAGGUUGUGGGUGACGGUGGUGUUGUGGGUGGUGGUGUGGGCGUCCUCCACCCACGCCUCCUCCGUUCUUCUCCACCAAGACGCCCCACAUCCACUAUCUCACCAGGAGGCCGCCCACCGCCUCUCCCAGAUCCACCAUGGGAAAGUGGAAGAGGAAGUGGAAGAGACGGAAGAAGAGGGUCCUAGAGAUGCUCUCUAUCGCCUGUCUCACCUCCACCGCGGGAAGGUCGUGGAAAAGGUGGAAGGGGGUCCCACUGAGGCACUCUAUCGCCUCUCUCAAAUCCACCAAGGGAAGAUGAAGGAGAAGGAGGAGGAGGAAGGUGAAGUGGUGGGAGAAAGGGAGGAAGGGAGCCCUCUCCAUACCUUCAGGGGAGAGUCAACAUCCUCCUCCACAGCCGCCACGCCCCUUCAAACAGCCGCUGACGACCUGUAUGAGGAAAGAGGCGGGUUCUUCCUUGAUGAACUGGAGGCUGUCACCAGGUCCGACACCCUAGAGUGCCCGAGCGCCAACGUUAUCACCACCAGGUACAAGUGUCAGGUCCGCGAGCAAUGGGUUGACUGUUUCCGAAGACACUGCUGCCAGGGGUACAACUUUGUCGCCGGCAGGUGUCUGCCGGAUACAGUGGACCCGUGUUCUCAGGACUUUUGUGAGCAGAAAUGUUCCGUGUAUUUCGGCCGAGUGAUCUGUACCUGUUACUCUGGGUAUCGCUUCAGUCCAGAGAACCAUAAGAGAGGAAUUAAACCUGUGUGCCUUGACAUCGACGAGUGUGCGAGUCAAAAUGGCGGAUGUGGGCACGAGUGUGUCAACGAACCUGGCACCUUCACCUGUUCCUGCCGUCCAGGGUAUCGUCUGCGUGGUGACAACAGCACGUGUGAACUGGAGAGUGAGGGGGGAGCUGUGCCUUCUCCUGGCCAAUGGCGUGCCUCACAACCCCCUAACCAAGCCCAUCGCCCCUCCCGCCGCCCCGCCCACGACUCAGGUCAACAACAGUGUUCAGCGUCUUGCUCCUCCGUGGGUCAGAUGGCAGCUAAGAUCAGAAGCUUGGAGGAGAAGGUAGUGGCUCUCAGCACGGCAGUCCGUCUCUACAGCUUCGCCGCUGGUCUACCGGGCCCUGAAGGACCCCCUGGGCCUCCUGGUGCUGCAGGGCCUAGAGGCUUCCCAGGUCCGGCUGGGUCACCAGGGCCACAGGGGAGAGGGGUGCGGUGGGCCCGAUGUGGACGGCGCCCCCGGAGACGACGCCCACGCCCAGACGCCUACCAGCUGAUGACCCCUUCACCUCAGAGGACUUCCCACUCGACUCCUGGACCGUCCUUCAGGGAGACGGCCGGCGGCAGUUCUGUAAAUGUCGCCGAGCCGCCGUGUAUAUCAAUUAAUGGUUCUCCUGGCGCCUCAGGUAAGCCAGGGCCGAGGGGUCUUCCAGGAUCAACAGGGUCCCCCGGAGAGAAGGGCGACCCCGGCUCCUUCGACUUCCUUAACCUCAUGAUCGCCGACGUCCGCCACGACAUCCAGAAGCUGCAAGAGAAGGUGUUUGGCCCCGGUGACAUGCCAGAGCCGUAUGAUUUGGCUGGAGCCCUGGCGGCAGGAAGAGGGUCACAAGCGGCCUGGCAGGAGGACCAAUACCAUACGCAGCUUCAGGAGAUCCUAACAGAGGAGGUCGACAAUAGGAUCUUUGGCGCCGCUAGACGAUUCCAUCCGAAUCAGCUGCAACUCUCGGCUCUCGACGGGGACGAGGACGUCCCUGAAGGUGAGGUAGAGAGUGGGGGAACCACCAAGGCACCCUUGCAAAGUCCUGGACCUGUGCCACCGCCCAGGCCUGUCUUGGCGGAUUCUCAAGAUCCCUCUUCAGAGGAUGCCCACCUUGAGGAACCCCCUCAGGAAUACUAUGACAUGCUCCUCAACAAUGGCGGCGAGUCCCUUGACGAUUAUAUUUCAAAUUACGAUUACGGGUCGACCUCAGACGCCACUUACUUCUCUGAAUAUGCCGCAGGCGACACCCAAUCCGUGUCGCAUCCAGAGUCCACCAUGUCGACGCCCUCUGCUGCCACCAACUAUAAUAAGGAUCAAGCACCAGCUUCAGCCCUUCCUACAACAGAUCGUUACUCUCAGUAUGACAGGGAAACAGUGGAUAAAAAAAGGGGUCAGAUAAUUGGAUAUAGACAGGAGGGUUCAGUUACAUCGAGAGACCCGAGGGCGCCAGUGGGAGAGGCGCCGCGGCAGCAGGACUUUAGUCUGUAUUCCUCUGAAGGCUCGGAAGGAGUAACAGAAACUACGAGGAUACAACCAACAGACACGAUGAUGCCAGAAGGACCUCAGAGCCACAUUCCAAGAAUUAAUUCUAUCCGAGAAGGAACACAGGUAAAGGGUGUCUCUGAUGUAACCAACACCCGGAACCUUCAGAGGGAGUUCCAGUUUAUCUUCCCAGAACGAACAAAGUUCUGGUAAUCCCACAAGAGCUCUGCCAGAUUCCAGGACCUCUAACAAUGCCUUUGAUGCUCAGGCAAUCAAAACCUCCCUCGAUAAUUUGAGGAGAGAUUUUAACUUAUUUGACGAAGACGAUGGUGGAGGUGAAGUGUCUUCCGGGGAGCAAGUUAUCGGUGUUGAGGAACAUAACAAAGAUGGCGGUGAAGAAGAACAAGACAAUGUAAAUAGGAGAAGCCAAGAACAAGGAUUUGAAAGGGAAGAGUUUACACGAACGAGUUCCCAGGAGAUUGUGAAUGAAGCAGAGAUCGAUCCCUUGUACUCCCGACGCCAUCUGACAGAGAACGACAAAUCUCGUAUCAGAGAAACUGAGAAACUCAUCGACAUUCUUGAUGACAUCUUGAAGGAAAUGGAAGAAACUGCUAAGUUCUCGCGCAUUACCAGGAAUCCUAAAAAUUAUUCAAUGGCCUACGAAGACAACACUGUCUCUACAACUGGAUCUGAAGAUUACACCGAGGCCCGUAAAAUCCUUUAGUUCAGAGAAGAGAGCAACAAGCAGUCCACCAACUCCUGGCAAGUCGAGUGUCUAUAAAAACAAAAAUGUGCUUACUAUCCAAACCCACCAAGAACAUCGUGUCCCCAGUCCCUCAAAAUCAAACACGGAUGAAAAAGUCAAUUCAGAGGCGCCCAUCACGAGACCAUGUGAAGACGAAAGUUGGGGCCUCCUCACCACCAGCCCAACACUCAGCAAAGAGGAUGAAGAACGCUCAACGCAGCCCAGACAAGACGAGAACCGAAGACCCUCGCAGGAUUGAGGUCGGCUGUUACUUUUAGUGUGUGUGUAUAUAAAAUACUAGCUCCUACCUGCCUGUUGACGUGUUAUACCCUUUACUUACAGGAACACGUACCUCAGCCAUAUGUCUUAUGUAGAUAAGGUUUACGGACAGUCUAGAAGCAAUUUUCUUAAUAAUUAUUACAUUUUCCCAUAAACUCUUUUUCUGUCACUAAAGUUUAGAAAACGACGUUGGGUUGGUCAGCCAGCCUGUCUGUAGCGUAUCUAUUUUAUUACGGGAGACUGAGGGUAAAUAUUACACCAAUGGAUCAAAGACUAGAAAAGUGCUGACGUCAUAGAUAUAUUGUGAUAAAAGAUUACUGAAUAUGGAUAAUAUUUCUCAAUGUACUGUACUUAAACUUGUAGUUAUUAUAGAACAUCAUUAUUAAACAAUCAAUUGGA
Messenger RNA from Homarus americanus (American lobster), 4017 nucleotides. RefSeq lists its product as uncharacterized. NCBI's taxonomy places the organism in Eukaryota, Metazoa, Arthropoda, Malacostraca, Decapoda, Nephropidae. Gene Ontology annotation, molecular function: calcium ion binding. The coding region runs from base 339 to 2807 and encodes 822 amino acids. The record is from RefSeq and is a predicted model, not a curated record. The transcript is spliced from 11 exons.